Molecule: messenger RNA, 1551 nt
Organism: Phyllopteryx taeniolatus (common seadragon)
Lineage: Eukaryota; Metazoa; Chordata; Actinopteri; Syngnathiformes; Syngnathidae
Product: PTB domain-containing engulfment adapter protein 1-like
Exons: 8
Coding region: 597-1124 (175 amino acids)
Source: RefSeq, a predicted model, not a curated record
GUCCAUUUUUCAACUGUCACAGAUCCGCCUCAUAAACAAGUCACUCACAUUCCUAGCCUAAACCCAAACAAGAUCACUGUCAUUUCUGGCUUUGUUUACAAGUACUGUGUAGUGCAGGGGAAUACAGUAGUGUAGAACUAAUUGUGUGGUUGCUGGAGUCUCGAGCUGCUCAUUUAAGACCAAAAUGCAUCAUUUAAAAGGAAAUUCCUACAAAGUUUAGUGUAUGUUCUGAAACUCACAGCAAUCUAAAGUUGUAGCUUGAGAAUUUCGGGUCUGUCAACUGUUGAACAUAAAGUUUGUGUCUAUGAAAAUCACAAAGUUGCUCUUACUGUAAGCAUAAUAUUAAAUCCAGGUCUUAAUGGAAGUUUUUUUUGGUGUGGUUCUUUAAAUGCAUUUGCAAUUUUAAAAGCAUUUGUACUUUCUGCAUUUGCCACCGGUUUCCGUGGAUACCCAAGAAGGGAUAAUAAGGAACAGACAUGUUAUUCAUUAACUCGAGCAGACUUUAGUCCUGUCCACAAUAGGAGUUCCCUUGUUGUCUACUGUACUGUACUUCUAAAACGCUGCUGUUGACCACCUGGCUCAACCAGAUAGGAAAGAUGAGUGACACAGAGGAUGACAAUGAGAUCUCAUUUCCAGUGAAGUUUCUUGGCCGAGUGGAGGUAGUCCGCCCUAACGGACUAAAUAUCCUGGAGGAAGCAGCUCAGAGCAUCAAGACGCCUGACCCGUACUCCUCAGAAAAGGCUGCAAAGAAGAGCAAAGUCCAUCUCUUCGUGUCUUUGAGUGGGAUUGACAUAUUGGAAAGCAAAACCAAGUUUCUGCUGUACACCUGCCCCCUCCCCACUAUUUCCUUCUGCGCCGUCUUGCCCUCGUCAUCCAAAGUGUUCGGCUUUGUGGCCAAGCACCCUGCGGUAGACGCGUACCACUGCUAUCUGUUCAAGAGCCAGACUCUGGCAUACGUGCUGGUCUCCGUCAUUGGCGAUGUCUUCCGAGCUGCGAAAAAAGAGGAGCGUGUCAGGGGAGGUCGUGACCUGAUAGUGGAGGCGCUCAGACACAAGAAUAAAAUGCUGCAAAAGGAGAAUUCUGAGCUCAAGAGGAGGCUUGCAGACAAAAACAAUCAACAAUAAGGAGAUGGUCUUUCGUCAACUCCAUCAUCAUCAGAUCCUUCUGGACAUAACGGGUCUUGGCCUGCCUGACUUAAUAUCAACUUCCUCCCAUCCUUUCCAUAAUGAAUGAGCAGACUGACGUAGACACUCGAUUUCUCUCUUUUGUGCUUAGCACAUUUAUUUUGCCCUUUAAAAAGCAUUUAUCUGAUUAAAUGAUUGUUUAAAAUUGACAGUACUUUUGCAAAUGUUGCAGUAAUCUUGCACGUGCAUUUUUCUUAAUAGUGUCACUGUUUACGCAAUUGCAGUCCUCCUUUGGUCUGUGCAGUCACUGGGUCAAAGGUGUGAAAUUGACAUGGUGUUUUCAUUGCUCCCUGUUUACUACUACAACUACUGGCGAUAUCAGAAAUCUUUUGUCAUAUAUUGUCACAAAAUAAAUUACACAAAACAA